Messenger RNA from Phyllotreta striolata, 354 nucleotides. The record is from the annotation of a GenBank genome assembly. NCBI's taxonomy places the organism in Eukaryota, Metazoa, Arthropoda, Insecta, Coleoptera, Chrysomelidae.
AUGAUCUCAAUAGUCGCGGCAAAUCCACGUACGGCGGUGAUUCACCGGCAGAAAUCCGAGCGAGCACCGUCGUUCUGUCUGAAGGAGUCCCCGUCUAGCCGACAAUCGUUUUGGUAUUACAAAACAACCGCGAUCUCGCGAUCGUGCGUGUCGGUCCGUAUGAUGUGUGUGCCAGUGCGGCGCUCUCGCACCAAGUUCAAAGGACCUACUGAACCAGUGAACUUGACUCAUUCGGUGCUGGCAUGUGCCGGCGACCGUUUACCCAUUCCUUUUCAUCGAUCGAUCUCGGAUCGUCGGGCGAGCGGGAAAUCGAACCUACCCGGAAAGGGAUAUUAUCUGUAUACUUGUAAGCAG